AUGCCGCCCCGUCAUGGGGGCCGGGCUGAUGACCGUGGCUCUGUAACGCCGGCAGUCGACGCGGAGCCCCACUCCCGCAGCUCGGGACGUCCCGAGUCCGCCUACGGAUCCACUCGUCUUAGACCUACAUCAGUCCAGGUUGACGUGGCGCACGUAGGAGACAUAUUUGUGGCCAGAUCUGAAGCAGGUGUCUACAGCAGCACGUCUCUCGAAUCAAGCAUCAAACAAGACACUAGCUUCCCGAAUACACAGCUUGGCACCCCAUCAUGGCUCCAUGGUUCUGUAGAGACAGAUGUUGCACCCUGGUUCCCUGGAUCGAGGAUCGACCCCAACCUUGGCCUACGCUAUUUCGCUCAGGACCAGUACUUCCCGGAGUUACUCGAGGACUCGAUCCCAGACCAACCCCUGAACAAUCAACCCUUCUACAACAAGCCUGACGACAACCCAAUCAAACCUUCGCGCCCAACCACAUCGCUUCCAAAGUCGCGAGAUCACCUCAACCACCAUAGCAAGUCUUCAAAGCCACCCCACGUCACAUGCGAGCAGUGUCAUAGGAUAUUUACAGGACAAUACCGAGCCGGAAAUUGCUCCAGACAUGUCCGGCAGCAACAUCCUGAGCUAUUGAGGGAACAGCCGCAAUGCAUUUGUCGAGUCUGCAAGAAGGUCUACAAGCGGCAGGAUGCAAGGCGAAAACAUGAAUGGCAGCGGCACGCGUUAUUGGAUUCCAAACCUUCUCCAAGGAAGCCUGCCUGCCUUGAGACCAAAGUAUUCCAGAAUAUAAACAGUCUUUCAAGCGAAACCUAUCACGACAUAUCUUCAUUGUCGUCACUGUCACAUGAUGGCGGAUUGGAUGGCAUCUCAAUUGAUAUUCCGGCGCCAAAUUCCACCCUGCCUUCAGUCUUGGGCAAGAUGCAGGAUCCUAGAGCCGAGUCUAGCACACGGCCAAGCAGUCAAGACUACAGUCGCGGCUUCUCUUCGUUUUUCGGGUCCUCGCGCACUAGUGCGUCUGAUCCUGAUAUUGGCAGCUUCGAGAACCAAGCACAACCGCCUCCGCUUUUCCUUGACUCGUUUGGCUCCCAAACCUUUGCUGAAUUCCUGGACCUCCCACCCUUGCCUGACCUUACAUCCACAGUGGCAAAGCCCGCGGCGGCACUGAACGAGCUCCCUAAUAACGCUAGACCCCCUUGGCUAUCCUUCUACGAUGUGGUUCUCGGAAGCCCUGGUAGUUCGCGAAUACCUCAUCAUUUUUCAGACUUGAACCAGGGAGCGUGGAUCCAAGUAGAUUCCAGCAUGUAUGCACUGUCUGCGGUGACGCCUCUUGACAAUGGGUUCGAGACUAAACCGGAGCAGACGUAG
Molecule: messenger RNA, 1356 nt
Organism: Cucurbitaria berberidis CBS 394.84
Lineage: Eukaryota; Fungi; Ascomycota; Dothideomycetes; Pleosporales; Cucurbitariaceae
Exons: 2
Coding region: 1-1356 (451 amino acids)
Source: RefSeq, a predicted model, not a curated record